UGAGAGAGAGAGACAUACACUCAGAGACAGAGAGAGAGAGAGAGAGAGAGAGAGAGAGACUGAGCGAUCCAGCCAUAGGAGAAGAGAUUGUAAGACCAAGACAGCAGGCAGGCAGGCAGGCUGUGCGUCAGCCAGCGCUCCAUAGGGAAACAUGGAGAUGAGCAGGAGAUGCUGAAGAGGACAGAACGCACCAUAACAGGAUCAUAUGGAUGGAUGUUAUUUCAUCAAACGGGCAACCUGAAGGCAACCCACGCAGAGGAUAAACCACUUAUGGACGCAGUGGAUUAAAGACCUACAGACAGACUGAGAGGGAGAGGGGGACUAGAGGAGGAGAAAAUAAUCAAUUCAGUUGUUUAUUUUCAUUGUCUGUGUGUGCGCAUUUGCUGUCAGAAAGAGUGUGUGUGUGCUUGCAUAUAGUGGGUGCGUGCACAAGGCAGGAGACUGCAUUGCUGCUCUCCAGCACCACAGGACAAACAAAAAAAAAAAAAAAAAAAAAAAAAAAAAAAGCAGCCAAGCAGAUUACCCUAUGUGUUUUCCCCCAUUUUUCUCUCUCUCCCUCUCUCUAUGCAUGUGUGUUCCUUCGCUGUGUGAUCAGGCACAGUGUGUGUGUGAAGGCUGAGAAUAAGAAGAUUGUGAAGCCUGAAGUGAGCCCCACGUUCAGAGUUGAAAUCAUUUUUUGUCUGAUUAUUAGGAGCAGAAGAAAAAAAAAAUAUUUUCUUAAAGAGUAAAGUCUUUUUUCUUUCAUCACACAAUAUGUCAAAGUUGUGGCCUCACUGCUGAUCAGGGUGGCUUCUAUGCUGGAAGCUCGGAGGUUUGAAGGGCUGCCACCGGGGAGGCUUCUUGACUCUACACCCCAGAGAGGUGGAGGCAUCAUCAGGUAGGAGGCGGCAGAACGAGUGGGCCUGAGCGGAAAGCAGGAGAAGAGUAGGAGGAAGAGUUCUGCAUUUGUGUCGUAGACUGUGUAGGCAGGCUGAUGGCAGGCCGGUGGAGCUGCCUGAUGGUUUCAUCUCCUGCUGAGAGAGGAUAAUGGCAGCUCUGGGCCCACUCUCCUCCUCUCUCACCUGCAUCUGCCACAGAGAAGCUGGGAAGUGCUAACCAAAGCUACAAAGAACCCACCAAGAGGAUGGUGUGAACAUCGUCACGCUGCGCUUUCCCACCACGCAGGGAGACCCCUGACAUUCCUGUGAGGGGCCAAGUUUUGUUAUUCCCGUUUUUUGUUUUUUUCCUCCUUUCUCUUCUUCAAGCCAGCUGAAAACAGAGAGUGGCGUUUCUUGAUUUCUGUGGGAGUUCUCUCCCUCUCCUUCCCAACUUUCUCCUCCUCCUCCUCCUCCUCCUCCUCCUCACCCCCGACCACACCAACCUCUAAAUUCAGCUCCAUGGAUUGGUUCUAGCACCAACCUGUCCUUCUUUUUUCUCCCUUUCUUUUCUUUUUCUUUUCUUUUUCUUUUUGUCGAGGCUUCAGGGGAAUUGCCAAGACCUGUUUCAUGCAUGUCCACUGGCGGCAGGUUCAACUUUGACGAUGGGGGGUCAUACUGCGGAGGGUGGGAGGAGGGGAAGGCGCACGGCCACGGGAUCUGCACGGGACCCAAAGGCCAGGGCGAGUACUGUGGGUCCUGGGCCCAUGGUUUUGAGCUGCUGGGCGUCUACACUUGGCCCAGUGGUAACACCUACCAGGGCACCUGGGCUCAGGGCAAGAGACACGGAGUGGGUGUUGAGAAUAAAGGUCGCUGGGUGUACAAGGGCGAGUGGACGCACGGCUUUAAGGGACGCUAUGGUGUUCGGGAGAGCACAGGGACGAGUGGGAAGUACGAGGGUACGUGGAACAACGGGCUGCAAGACGGAUACGGAACAGAGACAUACUCAGAUGGAGGAACAUUUCAGGGUCAGUGGGUUGGUGGGAUGCGGCAUGGCUACGGGGUUCGUCAGAGUGUCCCAUACGGCAUGGCGGCCGUCAUCCGCUCUCCGCUCCGUACCUCCAUAAACUCUCUCCGCUCUGGUUCUGAGCACAGCAAUGGUACCGCUCUGCUGGACCGGACCGGAGCGGUGGUUCCUUGUCCUCCUCCCGUUCCUGGCACUCUGACCACCAGCGUCUCUAUGUGCAGCACAGGAAGCAGCGGGAGCAGCCCCGCAGUGUCUCGUGGAGGUUUUGUGUUGAUGGCACACAGCGAGGCUGAGCUGCUGAAGGGGAAGAGGAAAGGCGGGCUGUUCAGGAGGUCCAUCCUGUCUGGGCUCAAGCUAAGGAAAUCAGAGUCUAGGAGCUCUCUGGCCUCACAGAGAUCUAAACAGAGCUCAUUCAGGAGCGAGGCUGGGAUGAGUACUGUGUCCUCUGCUGCAUCUGAUAUCAACUCUACUAUCAGUCUCGGAGAUGCAGAUGCAGAGUUGGCUGUUGCUGACGAUGAUGUGGAUGCCACGGCAACAGAAACCUACUGUGGAGAGUGGAAGAACGACAAACGGACGGGAUUCGGUGUGAGUCAGCGUUCCGAUGGGCUGCAGUAUGAGGGGGAAUGGCUCAGCAACAAGCGCCAUGGCUACGGUUGCACCACGUUUCCUGAUGGAACGAAAGAGGAAGGGAAGUACAAGCAGAACAUCCUGGUCAGCGGGAAGAGAAAGAACCUGAUCCCCCUGCGGGCUAGUAAGAUCAGAGAGAAGGUGGACCGAGCUGUGGAGGGAGCACAGAAGGCAGCCGACAUCGCUCGACAGAAGGCUGAGAUUGCUCUGUCAAGGACAGCGCAUGCACAGGGUAAAGCAGAGGCAGCAGUAGGAGCAGCUCAGAAAGCCCAGGAGGAGAGUCGUAUGGCCAGGGUCACCGCCAAGCAGUUCUCCCCUUCCUUCCAGCACCCAGGAAAUGGUAUGGAGGUGCAGCGUCCCAAACGUCAAGUGUCCAGCGAGGUGGAGGGUGAGGGGUUGUCAAGUAGCGCUGGUACAGCCGAUAGCCCCGAUCUUUAUGUGAAGAGUGGAGCCUCUGACGACCCCUCUAAUGAUGCUGCGACCCCCGACCUCAGCCCACCAUCUUCCUCACCUCCUCACACCCCGCCUCCGCCUGCCCGGCCGUCCCAGCGCAGCAAGAGUGCCCGCUUCCACCGGCAGAGCGCAGUGGACCACGGAGACAGGGGGAAGGAAGGAGGAGAAAGGAGUGAGAAAGGUGGGGGAGGAGGAAAGACAGAGAUCCAGGUGUUGAUGGAGGGGGGUAGCGGAGGAGGUGAGGGCAGUGGAGGGGGAGGGAAGGGGGAGUACCCACGGGCCAACAGCUGGAGCGAGGACAAGAGGCGAGGGAUGUUGUCAAAAGGAGGAGGUGGAGUCAGCGGACGAGGAACGAGUCGGACCAAUGGACACAAACACAGCUCCUCCAAUCACAAGUCACGGGAGCACGGCUCAUCCAAUCAUAGACAGGCCAGAGGAGACAGGUGGACAGAGUCGUCCUCGUCUGCCUCCUGGACGUCUGGGCACAGGGGUGUGCAUGGCAGGGGGGGCCGGCUGCUAGAGCAGGACGAGGAGAAAAUUAGCAACUACGAGAUGGAGAUGAAGCCUUUACAGCCCAGAGACUCCACUACCCACAAGCCCCAUGGGCACGGGGAAGAGAGGCAUGGGCACAGCCACGCUCACGGAGAGGGGCGUUCACACGCUGUGCCGCGUCAGAGACAUAAGAACCGUGAGGGAAGGGAAGGAAGAGAAGGGAAAGAGGGGGGUAAAGACUCAGUGCACAAGCUGGACAGACCGGGGGAGAAGAUGGAUUCACGGCCUCUGCGCCGGGACCUCACCCUCUCCCCCCCUCUGAAGUCCUCACCCAUCACACCGGAGCAGCAGGACCACAGCCUCACGCAGAGCAAAGGCAACUCGGCCUACAGCUCUAUCCUGGUUGUCAUGGUGAUUCUGCUCAACAUUGGAGUGGCUAUUUUGUUUAUCCACUUUUUUAUUUAAAGACAGCACUGCUUUCAGAGUCAGCCUAUCUAUGCUACAACAACUAUAAAUUCAUAUGAGUAUUAUGACAAAUCUGCUGCCCCUUCGUGUUCCUGGUGAGAGGACUGCAACUGGCUCAGUGAGACUAGGACCAAGCAGGGCUGUGCCAUCUUUUGGGCUAAAGGUGGCUAGCCUGGGCUAACCUCAAAUAAGCUUGGUCCACUAGUUGUGAAAGAGAUGCUGCAAUGCGUAGCCCAAAGAAGUGGACGAAAGAGGGGAGAACCAGUCCAGGUAACUGGACCAGAAACUGGAGUCACGUGAGCUUCAAUAGUUCACAUAUGGACUCAAGUGGGCUGAACCGGUCUUAUUCCCAGACCAUGAGAGAUGCAGCUGGCAUUAUAGCGAGAUGUCUGCUUCCACUGUCUGCAGACAAGACUGAAGAGACAGACUUUUUCAUCUUCAAAUCAUAGUUUUCAACAGAUUUGUAACUUUUAAUUUAUUUAUUAACAUUUUCUCUCAUGUACAAUAUGUUGAUGGAUAUAUUCUUUAUUUUGUAACCCUCCACCCCUCUUUAUAUAACUCCUGCCUUUUGGUUCCUCCACCUGCCCAGGUGCCUGCCCAGGUGUUGUUACUGAUGGUUCAAAGUGUGUCUGUGUUGCUUGAGCUGCGAAGUGUGUGCAGCAUGGAUAUAUAGAUGGUCCAUGUUAUCACUCUCAUUCAUCUGUCCUUGCACUGAUGUCUGUUUCCUCUAAUACUUCAUCCUGUGACAGGGGUGAGAAUGUGUUUGUGUGUGUGUGUGUGUGUGUGUGUGUGUGUGUGUGCGUGCGCACGUCUGUAUCAACCUUCAAUGUCUUUUCCAUCAGUGUAUGUUAAUGGUUAAUGUAUGUGUGUGCGUACGCGGUCUCCAAGUAGCCCAGUGGCCUUUCACGCUGUUCAUGAACUUUACAAGAGCAUCUCAUGAGGAAACAGUCACUGCUCAUCCACAUCUAGCCUACUAGCAUCAACUGACAGCUCUGCUCUCUCAGUCUCUCCCUCCUACUCUCUCCCACCUCCACACACCAGUCAGAGGAUGGAGCUUCCUCUGAGUUGGUGGUUCAAGGAUGACUGUCCUCGGCAAAGGUCUGCACCUACUGUACUACUAGCAGAAGUAUUUAGAGGAAAUACUGCCUUCAGUGAAAUAUGUAUAACACCACAAAUGCGGCGUAAAAGACAAAAUGACGUUGAUAAAUCAGUGUCUCUGACUGCUUCUCUCAAAACAUAACCAGAAGACAACAUCUUUUAUACUAUACUUGCAAGAUGUCUGAAAAAAGUACUAGUCGCCACCUGCCUUGCUUUUGUAGCGCAAAUUGAUAAAACUACAACAAUGCAUGCAUAUGUACUGUAAUAUCUUAGUUGUGCAUUGAAUCUGAAAGCAAAAAAACACAAAAAAGCUUCAGAAGCACAUGCGACAUGUUGUGUUUUGAUAGGAGCAGUGUCAGGAGAACAUUGUAUCUGGCACAAAGAAAAAACAGCAGAUACCAGGAAUCAAUUGAAGUUUGAAUGUGGGGCUAAGUCUUAAUCCCUGAAGAACUAAACAAAGUUUUUGAGAGAUUUUUAGUGAAAUGACGCAAGUCUGUUGUGGUGUAGUAGGCAGCAGUGGCCAGGAUCGAGGUCAGGAUUUGCUGCCUCCGCUCCUCAGCUUCUCCCCCCCGCUGAUCCCAGACCCUCAGUGACUAAAGUACAGUCAGAAAAACCAGUAACAAUUUUAUCUAUUUUUAUAGUUGACUGAAAACACGGGGUUUUUCCUGUGUCUCUCCAACCCAUCUGACAGACCAGCCUCUGUCUUUGUUUGCAUGUGUGCACAUGAAUGCUCAUGUGUGUGAACAUGUGUGUGCAUCUUCCUCCUUCCACAUGUUGGGAUGGGAUGGCUGAGCCCUUUGCCAUUGGUAACAACUUCCAGGGGGCAGGGAGUAUAUCGCUGUUGUUUUUCUGUCCAACAGCAUUUCUCAAACCACGGAUCAGAACUCAAACUCAGCAGUAGGUUCAUCUCUGGUGUUUCCCCACAUUAUUACAAGAGUUCAGUCUCAUGUGCCUGCACCCUGAGAGGCAGAACAAUAUAUUUUUAUUUCAUUUUGGGUCCCAGACAGAAACAGGUUUAAGAAGCUCUGCUGUAUGCCAUCAGCCUGGUGACGAUGCCCUGCGCCACCCCGUUAGUCUGCAGCAUGCUACAGCAUGCCAAGCUCUCUCUCUAUAGUUUGACUCUCCUUUCUUUCUUUCUUUCUUUCUUUCUUGCUUUCUUUCUUCCUUUCUUUCCUUAUGUUUCUGGGAAUUACUCUGUUUUGUUUUUGAGUUAUGUGGAGAAAAUAAUGAAAGUGUUGGAAAGAAAAUGA
This is a messenger RNA of Lates calcarifer (barramundi perch), 6266 nucleotides long. It is a transcript of the gene jph3b, whose product is annotated as junctophilin 3b. The transcript is spliced from 6 exons. Bases 1489 to 3918 code for a protein of 809 amino acids. Gene Ontology annotation, biological process: regulation of synaptic plasticity. The record is from RefSeq and is a predicted model, not a curated record. Lineage: Eukaryota; Metazoa; Chordata; Actinopteri; Centropomidae. Gene Ontology annotation, cellular component: plasma membrane; endoplasmic reticulum membrane; junctional membrane complex.